Molecule: messenger RNA, 4000 nt
Organism: Aspergillus saccharolyticus JOP 1030-1
Lineage: Eukaryota; Fungi; Ascomycota; Eurotiomycetes; Eurotiales; Aspergillaceae
Product: DNA-directed RNA polymerase III core subunit RET1
Exons: 3
Coding region: 86-3754 (1222 amino acids)
Biological process (GO): DNA-templated transcription
Cellular component (GO): RNA polymerase III complex
Molecular function (GO): DNA-directed RNA polymerase activity; ribonucleoside binding; DNA binding
Source: RefSeq, a predicted model, not a curated record
UGUGCCGUCAGUCUAGAAUGCCGUGACGUCCGCUCGUCACCACACCUGAUCGACGUGCAAUAAAACUUGCAAAGUUUGAUCAGCAAUGCCUCCUCGCAGGAGAGCGCCGAUUUCUGCGGCCAAUUUGCGGUCCACGCAACCUGGAGAGGCUGCUACGUCUUCCAGACCAGGAACCACCGAUGCUUCAAGACGCAGACGUCCCUCUCAGUCUAAGCCUGCGCUACCGACCGAAGAGACGGCUCCUAUUGUUGAGGAUCAGCCGCAGGAGUUUGUUGAGGAUCAUUCUCAUACCUCGUACCGCCACCGAGAUCCUUUCGACGCUCUCCUCGAACCAUUCUACUAUAAUAAGGGCCUCACGGAUCCGAUAAACACCGCGAAGGAUAAGUGGAACCUGCUGCCGGCAUUUCUCAAAGUCAAAGGAUUGGUGAAGCAGCACAUCGACUCAUACAACUACCUGGUCGAAGUUCAAUUGAAGAAGAUCGUCGAAUCCAGCUCCACUAUCCGCAGCGACGUUGACCACAACUUCUACAUCAAGUUCACCAACAUCUACCUGGGAUUCCCUCGACGUGCAGACGAGCCGCAAGAUGUCCGGGCCGAUUUUUCGGAGUCUACUGUGGCCCCGCACGAAUGUCGUCUUCGUGAUACCACCUAUGCGGCGCCUAUUCAGGUCGACUUCGAGUAUGUUCGUGGUCGCCAAAGGGUUAUGAGGAAGGGUGUGGCUAUCGGAAGGAUGCCGGUCAUGCUCCGGAGCUCAAAGUGUGCGUUGGCGAACAAAACCCCUGCGGAGAUGUCCGUCUUGAACGAGUGCCCUCUCGACCCUGGUGGUUACUUCAUUGUCAACGGUACCGAGAAGGUCAUUCUCGUUCAGGAACAGUUGAGCAAGAACAGAAUCAUCGUUGAAACGGAUCCGAAAAAAGAAAUCGUUCAGGCUUCCGUGACUAGUUCAUCCAACGAGCGUAAAUCGAAGAGUUAUAUCGUUCUGAAGAAGGACAAACUCUACGUUAAACACAACGUACUCAGCGAGGAUAUUCCCAUUGUGAUUCUGCUGAAGGCCAUGGGUAUCCAUACCGAUAAGGAGAUGCUCUUGCUCGUCGCCGGUGUCGAUAAGGUCUAUCAAGAGGAUUUUGCCAUCAACUUCGAAGAGGCUAUCAGACUCGGUAUUUAUACUCAGCAACAGGCACUCGAUUGGAUCGGCGCACGCAUCAAGAUUAACCGCAAACAAUCGACGUAUCGCCGCACUCACGUUCAAGAGGCUGUGGAGGCCAUCGCAUCCGUCAUUAUUUCUCACAUUGAAGUCAAAAACAUGGAUUUCCGACCCAAGGCCAUCUAUGUUGCUCACAUGGCGCGUCGUGUUCUGAUGGCCAAGAACGAUGCAACUCUGGUUGAUGACCGUGACUAUCUGGGAAACAAACGACUGGAACUGGCUGGCCAGCUGUUGGCCCUGCUCUUUGAAGACUUGUUCAAGAAGUUUUGCUUCGACAUCAAGAUGAAUAUCGACAAAGUGCUGAACAAGCGUAACCGCGCGGAGGCUUUUGACGCCUAUAGCGUGAUAACGAUGCACAGCAACCACAUCACCCAGGGGAUGACCCGGGCCAUUUCUACAGGAAACUGGAGUCUUAAACGUUUCCGCAUGGAGCGUGCAGGUGUCACGCAUGUGCUUAGUCGGUUGAGUUACCUCGCAGCCCUGGGUAUGAUGACGCGUAUCAGCAGUCAGUUCGAGAAGACCAGAAAAGUCAGUGGUCCCAGAGCACUGCAACCAUCGAACUUCGGUAUGCUUUGCCCAGCAGAUACCCCCGAAGGUGAAGCCUGUGGUCUUGUCAAGAACCUGGCGCUCAUGACCCACAUCACCACAAAUGACGAAGAGGGUCCUAUCCGGAAUUUGAUCUUCAUGCUAGGUGCUGAAGACAUCUCAACUGUCGGUGGUAAGGAGCUAUACGGCCCGGGCUGUUACACAAUCUCGAUCAAUGGUACACCCAUGGCGCUCACACGAAGACCGAAAUCCUUCCUCAAUGCCUUUAGAAGACUCCGUCGAAUGGGUCGGAUCUCUGAAUUCGUCAGCAUCUACAUAAACCAUCACCAAUGUGCUGUUCAUGUAGCAACCGAUGACGGAAGGAUUUGCCGACCGCUUGUCAUUGUUGACAAUGGAAAAUCUCGCGUGAAGGCCCACCACCUCGAGAAGCUGCGGGAUGGAACCAUGGCUUUCGACGACUUCCUGGCUCAAGGAUUGGUGGAAUACCUUGACGUAAACGAGGAGAAUGAUUCCUUGAUUGCUAUCUAUGAGAAGGAUAUUACCGAGACAACGACUCACCUGGAAAUUGAACCGUUCACUGUUCUUGGGGCUGUCGCCGGUCUGAUUCCCUAUCCUCAUCACAACCAAUCGCCCCGUAACACCUAUCAGUGUGCUAUGGGUAAACAAGCAAUUGGUGCGAUUGCUUCGAAUCAGUUCUUGCGGAUCGAUUCUAUUCUAUAUCUCAUGGUCUACCCACAGAAGCCGAUGGUGAAGUCUCGUACGAUCGAGUUGGUCAAGUAUGAUCAACUCCCCGCUGGACAGAAUGCAACUGUUGCAGUCAUGAGUUAUUCCGGAUACGAUAUUGAGGAUGCCCUUGUCUUGAAUAAGGGAUCUGUGGAUCGUGGAUUUGGAAGGUGUCAAGUGUUCAAGAAGUACGUCACCAAUUUGAAGAGUUACUCGAACGGGACCAAGGACCGCUUGAGUGGCCCGCAGUACGAGAACGAUGCGCCAAUCCGAAAGCAUGCUCUUCUCGAAAGCGACGGUCUGGCUGCUGUGGGUGAGCAGGUCAACGCCGGUGAAGUGUACAUCAACAAGUCUACGCCCGACCAAUCGAUGUCCUCUGGGUUCGCUAGUUCUGACCCUGGCCGGCCCGUUUCUUAUAUGCCAACGCCCAUGACCUACAAGCUUCCUGAUCCUGCUUACAUCGACAAGGUCAUGAUCUCCGUGACCGAGAAUGAGAACCAGCUGGUCAAGGUUCUGACUCGCCAGACGCGUCGCCCCGAAGUCGGUGAUAAGUUCUCCUCCCGUCACGGACAAAAGGGUGUCGUGGGUAUCAUUGCCGACCAAGCCGAUAUGCCCUUCACGGACCAAGGAAUCAAUCCGGACAUCAUCAUGAAUCCCCACGGUUUUCCUUCUCGAAUGACCGUUGGCAAGAUGUUGGAGCUUGUUGCGGGUAAAGCCGGUGUACUAGCCGGCCACCACGGCUACGGUACAUGCUUCGGUGGCACUCCGGUUCAAGAGGCCUCGCAAAUCCUGAUCGACCACGGCUUCAGUUAUGGCGGUAAAGACUACCUCACUUCGGGUAUCACAGGCGAGGCUCUGCCUUUCUAUGUCUUCACUGGACCCAUCUACUACCAGAAACUCAAGCACAUGGUCCAGGACAAGAUGCACUCCCGUGCUCGCGGACCGCGAGCCAUCCUCACGCGCCAGCCAACGGAGGGUCGUUCUCGGGACGGUGGUCUCCGUCUCGGUGAGAUGGAGCGCGAUUGUCUGAUCGCGUACGGUACCAGUCAGCUGCUGCUGGAGCGACUGAUGAUCUCAUCCGAUCGACACGAGAUAGAUGUGUGUGAGCAGUGUGGUUUUAUGGGCUACUUGAACUGGUGUCAACGGUGCAAGUCCUCCCGGAGUGUUGUGAAAAUGGCCAUUCCAUACGCCGCCAAGCUACUCAUCCAGGAACUGAUGAGUAUGAAUGUGACCGCGCGUUUGAAGCUUGAGGAUGAAUUUCCCGAGAUGAAGGGCCGGUAAAUUCGAUGCAUAAUAUCGACACCGCAAGCACUUCUUACCUGUCUUGGUGUUUUUGAGGGUGGUCGGUUGAAAAAAGUCCCGGUUAUUUGAGUAAAAACAGAGGGCGUUUUAAAGCAACAUUGAAAGGAGCUAGCUCCCCUUCCUUAUCUGAGAAAGGGGGAGGGAGGGUUUUUUGUAUGUACAUAACGUUUUGCAUUGCAUAGCGCUCGGCGAUGCGGUCGACUUUCGAAUAGGACAAAACAGUUU